Telopea speciosissima is the source of this 1008-nucleotide messenger RNA. RefSeq names its product polygalacturonase-1 non-catalytic subunit beta-like. The coding region runs from base 126 to 980 and encodes 284 amino acids. NCBI's taxonomy places the organism in Eukaryota, Viridiplantae, Streptophyta, Magnoliopsida, Proteales, Proteaceae. The record is from RefSeq and is a predicted model, not a curated record. The transcript is spliced from 2 exons.
UUAUUGGUACUCAAGCUGAAAAUUCCUUCUCACAAUACUGGGAAGAGCAAAUUGGUCUUCCACAACCUCCAUAUUGGUUAACUGCAAAGGCUUCUCCAUUAACCCUCCAUCAAGCGACAUUGUUUAUGAGACUUAUAAAGGAAAAUGAAUUGGCUUCCCACUUGGGUUUGUUCUGUAAGCAAGCUAAUGUUGCUUGUUCUAUAAAUGCAUUGGUAAAGAAGACAAUAAAUGAAACUACAAUGCCACCAGUAGCUCAGUGGAAUGCUGACAAAGUGAAAUAUGAAGGCCUUCCAAAUGGAACAUCUUUGUCAGUUGCCAAUCAAGGGGGUUUGCGAUAUUUUCGGGAGUCAAUGGUGAAAGAGGGAGGUUUCAUAUCUAUCCCUGAUCUAAGGGACCCAAUGUCAUAUAAAUCGUUCCUGCCACGACCUGUUGUAUCAAAAAUCUCAUUUUCCUUUGCUUAUAUUGAGGAAUUGAAGAAGCUUUUUGGUGUGGUGAAUGAAUCAAACAUGGAUGAGUAUAUUCAAGAUACCCUUGGGGCAUGUGAGAAAAGCCCCAUUCGAGGUGAGGAGAACACCUGUGUGACUUCUGCAGAGGAUCUCAUUGAUUUUGUUGUCCAGAAAUUAGGUCAUCAUGUGCAGGUAUGGAGUACUGAGAGCGUCGAAGGAUCUUAUGAGAAUGUCACAAUUGGAGUUGUGAAACUCAUAUAUGGAAACCUCUCCCAACCACCAGUCAUAUGUCAUAGUAUGCCAUUCCUAUUUCAAGUCUAUUAUUGCCAUGUUUUCCAAAAAGUAAAAGUAUAUACAGUUGAUAUACAUGCUCUGAAGAAAGUGAAUCAUGCGAUCAUGGCAUGCCAUUAUGAUACAUCAACUUGGAACCCAAAUCAUCUUGCUUUUAAGGUAUUGGGUUUUGGCCCAGGUCUAAUUGAAGUCUGUCAUUGGAUAAAUGAGAAUGGAAUUAUCUGGACAAAGACUUUAGGUUGAGAAGCAUUUAAAGAUUUGAAUAACCUUU